Anguilla rostrata (American eel) is the source of this 2814-nucleotide messenger RNA. RefSeq names its product histamine receptor H3 (gene hrh3). The record is from RefSeq and is a predicted model, not a curated record. Gene Ontology annotation, molecular function: G protein-coupled acetylcholine receptor activity; G protein-coupled serotonin receptor activity; histamine receptor activity. Gene Ontology annotation, biological process: chemical synaptic transmission; adenylate cyclase-inhibiting G protein-coupled acetylcholine receptor signaling pathway; G protein-coupled receptor signaling pathway, coupled to cyclic nucleotide second messenger. The transcript has 3 exons. NCBI's taxonomy places the organism in Eukaryota, Metazoa, Chordata, Actinopteri, Anguilliformes, Anguillidae. Gene Ontology annotation, cellular component: dendrite; synapse; plasma membrane. Bases 882 to 2249 code for a protein of 455 amino acids.
CUGUUGGAAUUUACUGUUAGUUGAUAGGUCGAAAGCAGUCCAGUUUUAUUAAAAAAGGGCCGAUGUGGAUGCUGGUUUUUCUUUUAGCCCAGCACUAAGAUGCAUGAUUGGACUUGACACGACCUUGAUUGAAGACCAUGAUUAAUCAAUUAGCCUAGUUGAAUCUGGAGUCGUGGUGCUGGGCUAAAACAAAAUAUCUGCACGCACAUCGACCGUUUUCGGAUAAAAUUGGACACCACUUGCCUUAAACUCAACGUAGGUUACAGCUGCUCUGAGUGACGUAAAAGUUCAUUGCGACUAGUGAGACAGCAAGGAAACCUAACCUAUUGCCUGGACCAACUUGAUUUGAUCUAAAUAGUCAAAUCCCUAGCGUCAAAGGCCAAUUAUUGGGCAAACACCUGACACUUGUAGGCUGCGUGAUAGAUUCACAUGUAAUCUCAGAGUAAUACAUAAAUUACGCAUUAAUGACCUUAUAAAGCUAAAAAUAUAGCAAUGAUUGAGUUACAAAAAAGAAUGUGGGCAUACAGGUGUGCAAAAUGUAUAAAACUGGAGUAAGAGAACUGUAAUGAUGAUCUACCAAUUAAACUCACCUUAUUUACAAUAUGUAUGUCUGUUCAUAAUAGGCUUACAAAACGUCUCGCUAUAAACUCUUUCCUGCGAUGAUACUGUCAUUUCGCCGGUUUGAUCGCAUCAAUAGCCUUCCUCACCGUCUCAAAAGGAACCUACGACCAACGGCACACAGGCGUCCCUGUGCUAUAAGAGAUUCACUCGGGCUCUGCCUCUGGUAGCUCUAAGAUCUGGACCACCACCCUUGCGUCCUGCGGGGCUUAGGCAAUUCACGAUCAACACUUUAGGAUGACAUUAAGAAAACGGCUGCAGCCAUGCAAUCCGCAUUCAAUGCCGCCCCACAGCGAUUCGGAUACUCCACCCUCGCUCCAGAAGUCGGAGAGCCGGACAGCGUUCUCACGGUGAACUGGUCCUUAAUGCGGGGAAACACCUCUCACCUGGAUACGGAGAACACACGCGUCCCUCAUUAUAAACAGUUCUCAUCGUCCACAUCAGUAUUUUUAGCAAUGCUCAUGACGCUGCUGGUCUUUGCCACAGUCAUGGGAAAUGCACUUGUAAUUUUGGCAUUUGUCGUGGAAAAAAGUUUGCGGACCCAAGGCAACUUUUUCUUUUUGAAUUUAGCAAUAGCGGACUUUCUUGUUGGGGGGUUUUGCAUUCCAGUCUACAUCCCCUAUGUACUAACUGGAGAGUGGAGACUCGGACGAGGUCUGUGCAAACUGUGGCUCGUGGUGGACUACAUGCUCUGCACUGCCUCUGUGUUCAACAUCGUUCUGAUCAGCUUCGACCGGUUUCUUUGUGUCACAAGAGCGGUGAGUUACAGGUGCCAGAAGGGUGUGACCAGGGAGGCCGUGCUGAAGAUGGCGAGCGUGUGGCUGGCCGCUUUCCUGCUGUACGGUCCGGCCAUCAUCAGCUGGGAGCACAUUGCGGGCGGGAGCGUGGUCCCGCACGGCGAGUGUCACGCAGAGUUCUACUUCAACUGGUACUUCCUGAUGACAGCCUCCACCGUGGAGUUUUUCACCCCCUUCAUCAGCGUCACUUACUUCAACCUCAGCAUCUACAUCAACAUCAGGAGGCGGAACCAGAUGAGGGAGGGGCAGUCGGCGGGGGGCGGGGCGGGGCUGGGGGCGCUGGGGGACUGGGAGAUGCAGCCGUGCGGUAGGGUCGGGGGGGAGCCGAAGGUGUUUUUCGUCAGGGCGGCGGCGGCCAGCAGGUGCGGCGGCGACGGGAGGGGCGGCACCAAGGCGUCCACGAGGGACAGCGACGGGAAGCGGCGGGACAGCGACUUGCUGGACCUGCCGCCCCUGCAGCUGGAGGACCUGGCCCAGGGGCCGGGGGACGGGCCCUGCGGGGCCCAGCAGGGCCGCUCUGAGGCUGCCGUCGACCCAGUGCGCUUCCGCCUCCUGCGCGACAAGAAGGUGGCCAAGUCGCUGGCGGUGAUCGUGUGCGUGUUCGGACUGUGCUGGGCUCCCUACACCAUGCUGAUGAUCAUCAGAGCUGCCUGUCAUGGCCAGUGUGUGCAGCACUAUCUGUACGAGAUCUCCUUCUGGUUGCUUUGGCUCAACUCUUCCAUUAACCCCAUCCUGUAUCCAUUGUGUCACACCAGCUUCAGGAGGGCCUUCGCAAAACUGCUCUGCCCCUCCAAGAUCAAAAUUCAGCCCCAGUAUGUUGAACAGAAGUGCUAGGGAGGGAGCUAGCCACAUGGGGUUCAUUCUUUCAUUCAUAAUUUUAUGGCUGUGGGUAAAAAAACAAUUUAUCCAUACCCAUAAAAGCUUAUAAACCUUAUAUAGACUAAAUUAGGCAUUUUUUCACUGCCAUGAAAGUAUGAAAAAAGGAUAAACAAAAUGUUUACCAUUGCAUGGGUGUAAAGAAUGGGAUUUUUUAAAAACGCUGUUGCAUUCUUUAGAUUUAUACAGUUUAAAAUAUUUUAUUUGCGCAACACAAUAGAAAACAUACAAUGAUCAACAGCAUGAAUGCAAGUUAAAGGCACAGCAUUAUGGCAUUGCGUUUUGAAUUAUAUAGCCAGUGAGUGGUGCACGUGCCAUCACAGAAAAGUCUGCUCAAAGUGAUUAUAGAAUCACAGAGUUGACCUUGGUAACAUCUGUGCUUGUUGUCCUACCACUUUAACUUCUUUAGGAAUAAUAAUACUGAUUCAGAAGCACAACAGCAAAGAACAUUCCUCAAUAGUAAAUAUUGCGACAUCACAAAAUAGACUGUGUUCCGUAAUAUGGUAUGUACAUAUUAGAAAAC